AUGGAUUCCAGCACCAAGGCGGAAGCCGGCGCUUAUCACAUAGACUUCGCGGACAAUCAGACUGCUGAUUCAUACAACACAACGCUUCGAGGUGAUAAAGGCGUCUUUUUGGAUCCCGAGUCCGGCAAAACGGAGGAAUUGAAGCUCACUACAGACCAAAAUGUCGUUCUGGUUCCCCAGCCGUCAGACGAUCCCCAGGAUCCGUUGAAUUGGAACUUUGGCAAGAAACAUGCCGUUCUAGCAAUUGUGAUUGCGUGCUCUUUCCUACCCGAUUAUGGUAGUGUCACCGGUGCUGCAACCUUGACACUGCAAGCAGAGGAAUACGGAAUCUCGCCCGAUGUGGUCAACCAUUCACAAUCCGGGAACCAAUUCAUGGUCGGCGCGGGAGGAAUCAUUGCUGUUAUGUUGUCUGCAUACUUUGGUCGUCUGCCGGUGCUUUUCUGGUUUAUGGUCGCUGCUUUUGCAACAGCUGCUGGCCAGGCGGGCUCGAAUGGCUUCGUAGGAUUCUUCGUACCACGAGUCAUGAACGGGUUUUUUACGGGAGUCGCUCAAGGAGGCGGCUUGAUGUUCAUCAAGGACUUGUUCUUCCUUCAUGAGCAAGCGCGCAAAAUCAACCUUUGGCAGUCAUGUGUGAUUCUUUCUCCUUUCAUCGGCCCUCUUCUCGCAUCAUUCAUGACCAUCAGCCUAUCGUGGCGGUGGCCGUUUUGGCUAUAUACGAUCUUGACAGGUCUCGCUCUCAUGGGAGUAAUCUUUUUCGGUCAAGAAACAUCUUACAACCGCCAAAUUCCACCACGAGAGCAGCCAGCCCGUGGAUCCCGGUCGCUGCGGCUAACCGGCGUUGAACAAUGGCGAUCCCGCUCACAGAGGAACACAUUCGUCGAAGCUGUUUCACGGUCUUUUAUUGUUCUUGGGCAACCAGUAAUCCUUCUUACAAACCUCUACUACGUCUGCAUUUUUGCAUGGCUCGUCGCCAUCAACGCGACGCUUCCCAUCUUCCUUACUUCCCUGUACGGAUUUGGACCUAAGCAGAUCGGCUUUUUGUACUUUGCUCCCGUUGUAGCAGCGAUCAUCGCUUAUACUCUAGGCCACUGGCUCCAUGACGCACUAGCGAGUAGCUACAUCCGAAGAAAUCACGGCGUAUUUCACCCCGAAUCACGUCUCAUAAUUGUGUGGCUCGCUAUGCCUUUCAUGCUCUCCGGUCUGGUGAUAGUUGGCUUUGCGUUGCAGCGCCACUACACUUACAUGCUAGUCGCGCUGGGCUGGGGCCUAUACACCUUCGGCAUGAUUAUCAACUCCGCCAGCGUGAAUCUGUACGUGCUGAAUUCGUACCCGGAAGCCAGCGGUGAAGUUGGCAUGUGGAUUAAUUUCUCGCGCACUGCCGGGGGGUUUAUUAUCAGUUACUUUCAGGUAGAAUGGGUUAGUCGUGUUGGGGCAGAGGCGACAUUUGGUACCCAAGCAGCUAUUUGUGCUUUUGUCUUUCCUAUUAUUAUUUUGUUGCAAUUCCGUGGUAUGGAGUUGAGGGCUUGGGGUGGAGAUUUGAAUUUCAAAACGGAUUAG
Molecule: messenger RNA, 1557 nt
Organism: Penicillium odoratum
Lineage: Eukaryota; Fungi; Ascomycota; Eurotiomycetes; Eurotiales; Aspergillaceae
Exons: 5
Coding region: 1-1557 (518 amino acids)
Biological process (GO): transmembrane transport
Molecular function (GO): transmembrane transporter activity
Source: RefSeq, a predicted model, not a curated record